This is a messenger RNA of Beta vulgaris subsp. vulgaris (sugar beet), 1627 nucleotides long. RefSeq lists its product as uncharacterized. Lineage: Eukaryota; Viridiplantae; Streptophyta; Magnoliopsida; Caryophyllales; Amaranthaceae. The record is from RefSeq and is a predicted model, not a curated record. Gene Ontology annotation, molecular function: protein-folding chaperone binding. The transcript has 3 exons. Gene Ontology annotation, cellular component: cytosol. The coding region runs from base 318 to 1376 and encodes 352 amino acids.
GAAAAUAAGGGAGGGUUUUCUCGAACCUUCCACAAUAUUCUGCCAACACCCAAUCUUCCAGACAUCUCUUUAUAAUUCCUCCAGAAUUAGAAAAUUUUACCUUAAAAUUAUCACUCUUACUGAAUUUUAUUUUUUCACAUCAUCUUCAACCCAAAUACAAUAUAAAUCUUCACCCUUUUCUUCAAACAUUAAUCAUACAUAUUCUGCGCACAACAGAGUAAGAGAGUGGAAAAAAAACAAAUCUUUGCAGGUGAAUUAACAAACUUUUUUUCUGAAAAGGAAAAAAAAGUAAAGUGAAGAGGAGGAAGAGAGAGGAGAUGGGGGUAGACUACUACAAGAUUCUGGGUGUUGAUAAGAAUGCCAAAGAUGAUGAUCUUAAGAAAGCUUACAGAAAAUUGGCUAUGAAAUGGCACCCUGAUAAAAAUCCAAAUAAUAAAAAAGAAGCUGAAGCUAAAUUCAAGCAGAUUUCUGAGGCUUAUGAUGUUUUGAGUGACCCCCAGAAGAGAACAGUAUAUGAUCAGUAUGGAGAAGAAGGCCUUAAAAGUGGGGUCCCACCACAAGAUGCCGCUGGUAGUCCAGGCGGUGCCACCUUCUUCUCAACUGGAGACGGGCCCACUUCAUUCCGAUUCAGUUCACGUAACCCAGAUGACAUAUUUGCUGAAUUCUUUGGGUUCUCAAGCCCAUUUGGCGGUGCUGGCGGUGGUGGUGGUGGUGGUGGUAUGAGAGGUUCAAGGUUUUCAAGUGGUAUAUUUGGUGAUGACAUUUUUAGCGGUUUUGGUGAGAACGGUGGUGGUGGUGGCGGCUCAAUGCACUUCCAAAGUGGUCCGCGCAAGGCACCACCUAUUGAAAACAAAUUGCCUUGCACUUUAGAGGAGCUAUAUAAGGGGACUACGAAGAAAAUGAAGAUCUCUAGAGAGAUUGCUGAUAUCAGUGGGAAAUCUAUGCCUGUAGAAGAGAUUUUAACAAUCGAGAUCAAGCCUGGGUGGAAAAAGGGUACGAAAAUUACUUUUCCAGAGAAAGGCAACGAGCAACCUGGUAUAACUGCGGCAGAUUUGGUCUUCAUUAUAGAUGAGAAGCCGCAUAAGGUGUUCACUCGUGAUGGCAACGAUUUGGUCGUCACUCAGAAGAUCUCAUUAGCCGAAGCCUUAACAGGUUACACAAUCCAUCUAACAACGUUAGAUGGGAGGAACCUUAACAUCCCGAUCAACAAUGUGAUUCAUCCAAACUAUGAGGAAGUUGUGCCAAGGGAAGGAAUGCCUUUACCAAAAGAACCUAGUAGGAGGGGAAAUUUAAGGAUCAAAUUUGACGUCAAGUUUCCUUCACGGCUGACGGCCGAACAGAAAGCGGGAAUUAAGAAACUCUUUGGUCCACAAUGAAAAAGUGAGAAUCAAGAAACUGUUACUCUUGUACCAUAACGAAAAAGGGGAAUUGAGAAAGUGUUAUGAUAAAACUUCAGCAUGUUAAGAUAUCAAGUUAUCUGUAUUGUUGAACCUUCUAAAGAUGCACAAUUUGAGGACAAACGAAAAUUUGUAGCCCGUCUAGUUUUUGUGCAAAUGUGAUUGUUUGGAUGGUAGACUGUAUGUUGAAUUUUUCAAGUUAUCGAGGAUAGUGAGUUAGUGCCUGAUAA